Messenger RNA from Durotheca rogersii, 1961 nucleotides. RefSeq names its product thymine dioxygenase. Bases 321 to 1325 code for a protein of 334 amino acids. The record is from RefSeq and is a predicted model, not a curated record. NCBI's taxonomy places the organism in Eukaryota, Fungi, Ascomycota, Sordariomycetes, Xylariales, Xylariaceae. Gene Ontology annotation, molecular function: dioxygenase activity. The transcript is spliced from 4 exons.
UGAGGAGGCCACUGAGGCUAUCGUUCAAUGGUGUCGAGGUGCCUCAACGUCUCGCACGAUUAGGUGUUCAGGCUUGAUAACGUCAGGCCUCGCCGAUCUAGACAAAGAUUCGAUAUAUAUAAGCCAACGUCGGUAGCUCGCCUCACUACUUCCUCCCGGUGGCGCGUGGGAGCUUGCGUCCUGGCUUUGGUUUUCUUAUCACCACGUGCUGCGACAUUGUCUCACUCCAACGAGAGGAACUAUCCGUCCCCUUCCAAGCUGAGUAGCCAGUAAAUAUCCAUCCACGCGUGGCGUUUCUCCACGAUCAGAGGAAAGUAGCCAUGGAGGCCGCCGUGCAGAGAGAGGGUCUCGUUAUCCCGCUUAUCGACUUCUCCGCAUUCUUGAACGGCAAUCCGGAGCAGAGAAGGGAGACGGCGAAGGCCAUCCUCCACGGUUUUCAGACGGCGGGCUUCAUCUACCUCAAGGGCCUGCCCAUCACAUCGGAGUACCGAAAACAUGUGUUCGAGACCUCGGCUAAGUACUUCCGGCUGCCAACCGAGACCAAGAUGUCUCACUGCUGGACGACGCCAGAGGCGAACCGGGGCUACUCUGCCCCCGGCCGCGAGAAGACGACGUCGCUGACGGAUAGGGAGGAAGUGCAGAGGCUGCGGGACACCGUGCCCGACAUUAAGGAGAGCCUCGAGAUCGGGCGCGAGGACGAGCCGGGGCACCCGAACCACUGGCCCGAGGAGGAGGGGGAGCUGGUGGGGUUCAAGGAAACGAUGCUCGGGUUCCACACCAAGUGCAAGGAACUGCACAUAGAGGUGAUGCGGGCGAUCGCGGUGGGGCUCCAGAUCGAGGAGACGUGGUUCGACGACUACACGGACGUUGGGGACAACACGCUGCGGCUGUUGCACUACCCCGAGGUGCGCAAGGACGUCUUCCGGACCAACCCAAGCCAGGUGCGGGCCGGGGCACACAGCGACUACGGAUCCAUCACGCUGCUCUUCCAGGACGCGCGAGGCGGCCUGCAGGUACGCAGCCCGACGGGCGUCUUCGUCGACGCGACGCCGAUCGAGGAUACGUGCGUCGUCAACGCCGGCGACCUGCUCGCCCGCUGGAGCAACGAUAACAUCAAGAGCACCAUCCACCGCGUCGUUGAGCCGCCCUCACGCAACGACGAGGACACCUAUGGCGCCCGGUAUAGCAUCGCGUACUUCUGCAACCCCAACUUCAAGAGCUACAUCGAGGCGAUCCCCGGGACCUACGCGGCCGAGGCGGACCGCAAAUAUGAAGGAAUCAACAGCGGCCAGUACCUCGUGCAGAGGCUGACAGCCACUUACUAGCCGGAGGGAGGAAAACGGAGUAAAACGGCGUGCGGGACGAAGGUGCGUUGAGUGGUGGGCCGUAUGUAGCGUGACAGAAACGUGGUGUCUGGUCUGCGGGAGGGGAAGAGAGAGCGAUCGAGUGAGACGGAGAAGGCGUUGGAUAGAUUCGACCUAUGCAGUGGCCCACUCAGGGAUCCUAGGUGUGAUUCCACGUCUCGUGUGCGAUUCGUGGCCGUGCUGGAUCCGGGAUGAGACGCCAUUUGACCCGCUUGACAAUGGUCGAUGGAACCCGCGGUCGUGGGCGAUAGAUAUUGGGUCGAAAACGGUGCUCCUAUUCGCGGUGGGUUCUGUUGAUCAUCGUUUUUUCUUCCUCUUCGCCUCGUCCCGUCUUCCUAUGCCUUAGGGUACGAUCCGAGUAUCCGCAGGCUCGAAAUCGAACCGCUACAAAAUCAUUAGAGUGUGUUGAAGACCUGGUGCUUCUAUAUGUUGGGGCUCCUGCUACGUAGGUAGUAUAUCACCUAAGUCGCAUGGUGCGCUCGGUGUUGCAGGCCAUAUGUACAUAUGCAAUAUAUGCCGCAAAGCCGUGGGGAGAGCCGAAUAAGGGAAUAGGCGGUCGCUGCAGCGUUAGUGACGAUUAGUGGAAUCGGCCCUACG